AUUUCAACAGGACGAGGAACAGAGAAGCAGCACGGUUGACGAUACCCGCACAUCCACAAUAUCCUUGCAAUCUACACUGACAUGGCAGUGCUGGAGGAGGAUGUAAGACGCUCUGUGAUGAUGGUACUUCCUAGUUUUCCAGAGGAUAAACUGCAGUCCCUACUGGUCAAGCUGGCAAGCAUUGGAGUGGAAUCCAAAUAUGACUUGCACUUAAUCAAGGAGGAGGAUCUGACUGAAAUCAUUACACCUAUCCAGUGCCGUAGGCUUCUUAAUGUCUGGCAAACAGAGGAAGUAACAAUGACGCUGACGAGUGUAGAACCCUCUGAGAUAUUCUACGAUGCCACUCCUGAGCAUCCUCCUUCUGAAUCCGCCUCCAGCAGUCCAAGUCUGUCUAGCAGUAGCAGUUCCAGAAAGAGUGUGAGUUUGAGAACAUGGCCUGAAGAUUUUGAGGUUCCCUGGAACAGGAUGCCUGCUGGUGUUAGAUCUGCCAUUGCAGAAGAGAAACGUCCAUCUGCUAAAGACCGCAGAGCUAUGGUACGACUCAUUGUGGAUGAGAUGAGAAUGACUGAAUUAAAUCCAUCAAAAGCACAGUGCUUAACAGUAGCCAAGAGCAUUGUACAGCAGUAUCCCCAAAGCUUUGCAGAUAUCAUGAGAGAUGGCACUGUAAUUGGCAGUGGCUAUGGCUCCCUUUUGACUCAACUGAAAACACGUGUGGAGCAUGUUAAUCGUGGAAAUACUCUUUCCAGACAAAGGGUGAAGAGAAGGGUCUCCACUUCAUCUGCAGACAUAGCAAGAGGACCAGCUGACCAAUAUGGCUGUGUGAGAUGGCAACCUGACUGUCCACCAGGAGAAACUGAAGAGAGUCUUAAAGAGAAACAGGGGGAAAUGAAAGACCUCUUCCAGACUGAGGGGCCAGCUGGUGCAGAGAGAGGAAGUUUGUCCCAAUUAAUGAAAACAACCUACUAUCUUCAAAGAAAACACAUCAAUGCCAGCCCACCUCCUUCGAUUGCUGAGCUGAAAAAUGAGUGGCCAUAUCUCUUCACACUGAAGGAGUUAUUCAGCCAUUUCAAAAUUCUCACUGACAUAAGUAUCCUGGAUAAAAUGGCACAGGCUGUGGAAGAAAAGGGGAAGGUGAUCCUUCGAUUUUUCCAACAGAAGCCAACAGGCACUAACACAGAUGAGGUGGAGAACAUCCUGCUUAAGUACAAUGAAGAAAAGUGUGAUCCAUUCCCAGCCAUAAUCCUCCUGCUCAUGGCACACUUCAGGGAGACACCCGAAUCACUUAUUUUGCAGGCAGAUACAUUAGCAACACCAGCUGAUGUGGAGAGAACACUGCGGAUUCCUGAUUCUCCAAGACUAAUUGUCCUAGGUGAAGUUCUCACUGCCAACGACUGGAUGCUGACCAUUGAGGGUCAGGUGGUUUUGCCACCAAACACAAACUUUGUGGCUGGAAUGGCUGCACUGUUUUCCAGCUACUACAAUUUUAAUCUGGUGUACCAGGAACAGGCAUCAUGCACGCUGGAAUUCAUUCAAAGAUGUUUCUUGGGAAUAAAUCCAAGUCGUGGCACAAAGACGGAAAGGCAAGUUGGCCAGAAGAGUGGGAAGGUCCAGGAGAAGAGGAACAACACCGUCAAUCUGCGGGUAUCCUCACUCCUGAGGCGAUUAAUGGACUUUGAAUGGCUUAGUGCCUAGGCCAUUUUGGAAAUGAGGUCUCCUCUCCUCCCUAAUAUGUUACAUACUGUAACAUGCCACUAGGGCGUGAAUGUUUUUAGUUUACAAACUUUCUUGUUGAUAUGAGUUGUAACUCAGGUUCUGCAUUUACUCGGAGAGUUCUCAGGUUCUUGCUAUAGAUGUUGCACUCUUUUACUGUAACUUGGCAUACAGUACUGCAUUUAUCAGACAGCAGUUGAGGGGCUUCUCAGCCAUUUUAGUUUGCCAUUGUAAUUUUGUGACCUACAUUAAGUUAGGGGAAAAAAGAUCUGAAAUUUACUCAACAUAGAAUUCUGUAAUUUCUAAGCCCAUGAUCUGCCCCAUUACAUCACUUCACAUUUCAUUCUGUUCUAUGUUCCCUAUUGAAAUGAAGGACAUCAUGUAGGUAUUGUGCCAUUGUGUUUUUCUAUAUCUUACUGUAUAUUUACUGUCUGUUUCCACUGCAUAAUUGUUGGAGAAUAUUCUCCAAGGUUCCUCUAAAUGUCCUCUCCAUGCUGUCUAGAGCCUUAAAAUUUUGGUGCUUACCAGUGUUUCUGAGGAAUGUGCUAAUAAUGGUCAUAAUUGCAGAUGUGCUGAACGGUAUGUAAGGCUCUAAUUAUAGGAGUUGUUCAGGGAAAUUGUUAUUGAAUAAAAACAAAUUUUAAAAAUUA
Molecule: messenger RNA, 2360 nt
Organism: Melanotaenia boesemani (Boeseman's rainbowfish)
Lineage: Eukaryota; Metazoa; Chordata; Actinopteri; Atheriniformes; Melanotaeniidae
Exons: 6
Coding region: 82-1692 (536 amino acids)
Source: RefSeq, a predicted model, not a curated record